AUGGCCAACCAUAUUCAGUCCUCCGUUGUGAAUGCACCAGGAAAGACAAGGCUACGUGAGUCCUUGGAGCGCGCGAAAAGAGGUCAAGGGCCUAGUGUUGGUCAAUGGCUCGAGUUUCCCGGCUAUUCUCUGGCGAGAACGGUAGCACCUUUGGGCGAGGAUUGGGUUCUCAUAGACACAGAGCAUGGGAACAUUGAUGACAGUCAGAUGUAUCUGCAAGUUGGGGCCAUCUCAACCUCGGGGGUAUCUCCAAUUGUGCGAAUACCCGCUUCAGAACAUUGGAUGAUGAAGAGAGCUCUAGACUGUGGAGCACACGCAAUCAUGGUACCGAUGUGUGAGACCAAGGAGCAAGCUGAAGCCAUUGUCCGCGCUUGCAAGUAUCCCUCCUCGCGCUGGCCACAAGGGCUUCGAGGUGCUGGAGCAAUGUUUGCCCCUGCAGCUUUCAACCAAAGCGGCCGAGAGUAUCUUCUUACCGCCAACGACAACGUUAUGAUCUGCGUCCAGAUUGAGAGCCGAAAGGCCGUGGAGAACGUUGAGGAAAUCGCGGCUGUUGAUGGCAUCGACAUGUUGUUCAUCGGACCCAACGACCUCGCAUCAUCGAUGGGAUACGUGGCGUUUGACCAUGCCUCAAUACCCGAAGUCCAAGAAGCAUCGGCCCGUGUGCUGAAAGCGGGGCUUGAAGCUGGAAAAUACGUCGGCCACUUUGCGCUUGGUGCUGAUGCUGCGGCGUUGAAGUAUGAGCAAGGCUUUCACUUUGUCAACUGCGGAGCCGAUAUCGUUGCCAUUACAGCCUGGAUGUCUGCCGAGAUGGCGAAGUUGAGGGUCUUGGUGGCGGACACAGGGAGGGGAAGAGACGAGGUCAGACAGAAGACUGAUACAAACAAGGAAAGCCAAGAUUUAGAGGACUGA
Messenger RNA from Colletotrichum orchidophilum, 909 nucleotides. RefSeq lists its product as uncharacterized. Gene Ontology annotation, molecular function: aldehyde-lyase activity. Lineage: Eukaryota; Fungi; Ascomycota; Sordariomycetes; Glomerellales; Glomerellaceae. The transcript is spliced from 3 exons. Bases 1 to 909 code for a protein of 302 amino acids. Gene Ontology annotation, cellular component: cytoplasm. The record is from RefSeq and is a predicted model, not a curated record.